This is a messenger RNA of Chara braunii, 2346 nucleotides long. The record is from the annotation of a GenBank genome assembly. Lineage: Eukaryota; Viridiplantae; Streptophyta; Charophyceae; Charales; Characeae.
GGGUGGUGUGAGGGGAGGAGAGGCGGGGCGGCAGCCCGUGGAGGGGGCGUCAGGAGGGGUCGGGGGAGAUGGUGGAGGACACGGAAGAGGGCGCGAUCGACGUCGAUCGCGAGGCCAGUGUCCCGGGCGAGCACGGAGUCCUGGGACACGAGGACGUGCCUGAGGUUUAUCCUGGCAUUGGGGAGAGGAUGGAGGACUUUUUGAGCGGGGUCCCCUUCAAUGCCUUCCGCAACCAGGCUUGGAAGGCAUACCACCAGGUCCUUCUUGAGCAGCCUGGCAGUUCCCCGCGCGCUGUGCUCCCCAGCCACAACGAGAUUGUGAGUAUGCAGGCGGUGGAGACCCACCGUGAGGAGCUGGCGGAGGAGUUGGAGGAGGUGAGGCAGCCAUUCUGGAUCACUGGUGCCACUCUCCUCUCCGACGGGAGGAAAUCACGAGACGGGAGACCGAUCGUGAAUUUCCUUGCCGCCGGCUCGCGAGGGGUCGUCGUGUACACGGUGAUCAAUCACGAGGGCGAGCCGGACGAUGCAGUGCACAUCCUUCGGAGAUGGGUGACCAUCUUCCACGAGUUUAGUUUCGGCGGCCUGCAUCGGGUCAAUGCGAUAUGCACAGACUCCGCAUCGGCGUACGUGGGUGCUGCGAGGGCAUUGGCCUCGUCGGGCAUCCCUCCUGCACUCAGGAGGAUCACUUGGCUUCCGUGUUCCGUCCAUGUCUGCAACAAAUUGUUGUCAGACAUGGGGACGAGUUGCGACGAGUUUGUGGACGCGAUUACACGCGCUUGUGUUCUGGUGGUGUUUUCCAAAACCCACCAGGCCGCCCUUCAUUUCUUUAGGAAGCGCAGCCCCAACAAGGGGCUUGUGCUUUCUUGCGAGACGCGGUUCGCGUUUGUUUAUUCUAUGUUGGAGAGACUGUUGGCCCUGCAGGACGCUCUGCAGGCGAUGAUGCGAGGGGAUAACGGGCGGGAGUUUGCUUCUAUACCGUGGUCUGCCGAUGUGUGCGACAUGGCGCGUUGGGUGCGCCGGCAGAUCAGAUGGGAGCCUUGGUGGCACACGAUGGCCACCAUACUCCGUAUCAUGCAGCCCGUCAUGGAGCUGCUUAGGCGGAUGGAUCGUGGGGGGCAGUACAUGUCCCUCAUGAUCGAGUGGACACAGGAUCUUGUCCGCCGUGUCACUGAUGCAUGCGCUCCUUUGGGGAGGGUUUUCGCUUACCGCAUCAUCAGGAGUGUGCAGGCUCGCACACGGCACAUGUUGGAGCCUGCUCACUGCGUGGGGUUCUUAACGAACCCCCGCAGGCGACAUGUUGAGUAUUUUUCGGACGAGAUCGACGAGACUCACGAGGAUCCCGAGGGGGAGACCAGGGCUGCUACUGCACGACGGGCGGCGGACAGGGCGGAGAGGGAGAUGAUGGGGGGAGAGGAGGAGUUGUGGGGACCGUUUGGGGAGGUCACUUCCACGGGCGGCACAGGAGCGCGGGCGAUGAGCCCCGCUCCGACGAGGCGGGAGUCGUCCGUGCCGCCACCUUCUGCUCCGAGUCUUGCACCGCCAUCGCCCGUCGCGCCAUAUGAGCCGACCACAGCAGCAAAGGACACGGAGGAGUUGACGUCCUCUUUGCCUCAGCGCGGACUACUCCACAUAGGCGGGGUAGUCCGACAGCUGAGGUUACGAUCACCUUCUUCGGGGGUCUUGCAGGAGGAGGGGGGACCGUCGGCAGCAGCAGUGGAGGGGGAGAUGGCAGUGGAAGGGGGAUUGGCGGACACGACGAUUGCAGGCGUGGUGGACCAGAUAGCUGUAGCAGCAGCCACUUCAUUGCUAGAGGAGAUGGCAGCUUCAGUGUUGGCGGAGGAGGCACCAGCGCCAGGGGGAGCAGAUGAAGUGGAAGGGCAGGCGGGAGCAGCUGGAGGAGCAGCGGGAGGAGCAGCUGGAGGAGCAGCUGCACUGGAUGGGCUUGGGGCUGCAGCAGCAGGAGCAGCUGGAGGAGCAGAUGCAGUGGAGGGGGGAAUGCCAGGAGCAAUGGAGGAGGAGAUAGGGGCACAGGCGGACGUGUCGCGUGGGGGCAGCGACGAGCGCCUCAUGCAGCAGUUCCUCACGGAGCAGUACGAUCUGGUCAUGGCGGGUAUGACCCCGGGUGUGGCGAGGGGGUUGGGGAUGUCGGGGCUGGCCAGUACAGAGGCGGCUUGGGGAGAGCUUCUUGUCGGCGCAAAGGCCGAGAACUCAGAUCUGUGCUGCGAGCUAACGAAAACCGGGUUGGCUCUGUUAUUCAGGUGACCGGUUGGGACUGAGUUCGUUGAGAGAGCGUUCCCGGUUGGCAUGAGGCUAUCCGGGCUCGUGAACUAGGAUCAGUUUCGCAAAG